AAAAAUAGGUCAUGAUAUGUUAGCAGCCCGCGGCAAGCCUUAAUUACGAAAUAAGUAAGCUUCGUGUAAUAUUUUUGUUCAACAGUUGAAAAUUUAUUUGUGAAUGAAACAGUUCGGUGCUGUUGAUAAAUGUAGAUUUAAUGUCUCGAACAAAAAAAAUUUUAUUUUAUUUAAUUUUUUACAUUUACUCACUAAUUAUCGUAAACGGGGUAUAUUAUCAAGGAUUUCAUCAAAUCUGCCAUCAAAUAGCGCAUCACUCUUUUUACUUUUACGACCAUGAGGCCGAGCAAACCCAAAUUACCGAUUGUAAGCUGGUCAAUAUCAAAGUAAAACGUUACGGUAAUUUUAGUAGCAAUAUUUUGCAAAUCAAGAUCCUUUUCGAAAACAAAGAAAUUGAGUCUCUAAAACUUUACAAAACCGACGGACUAUUAGCGAAUGGAAAUACGCCGAUUUAUUUCCCGAAUAUUGCACCAUCGACCAAUUACACGAAUUUCGAUUCGGAAUAUUUUUUUAAUGUUUCGAAUAUUCAUGAGUUUACGCCAGAACUCGGUAACUUUUCAAUGUAUCACGAUAGGAAUAAAACAGCUUCGAUAAUAGUCUUUCGCAAAUUAAAAAAUUUCCAAGUGGACGGGAAUGUCGGAAACUAUAUACUCCGUAGAUUGCCUUACAUUUCAUAUCUGACCACGAAAUACGCGUACCUACGAAUAAAGAAUAUCAAUCAAGAAGAAAUUUGGGACAAUUAUUUGAACAAUACAAACUUGUCGUACGAUUUGCAAGUGCCUGAACUGAACAAUGUCACUAUAAAUUUAUUGGUGAUGCUUGAUAGUUCUUCCGUUAUUAAGCCCUCUGAUGAAAUGAUUCGCACACUUUUGAUGUACUUCAACUACAUCGACAUGUUUCACGCGAAUUUCACUUCUCCAAAAAUUCAAUUUUCCAUCAAAGGAAUAGUCCUACCUCCGACAGUUGAUGUCAUUCCGUACUUGGGAAACAACCGGGCAAGUGCUGACGAAUUGGACCUAACUCAUUUGUACAAAUCAAUUCGGACUAUGUACCAAGUUCAUCGAAAUUUUUUAGGUCUUACCAGCCACGAUCUUAUCACAGUAAUGACGCAACGAAAAGCUUGCAAUCAAUCAAAUAAAACUAAUUUUGUUGAUGAUUAUGACUAUUAUGAAGAUGAAAAUUGUUAUGUUUUAGAUAUACACAGCAAUUAUAUUUGUGAAGAAAGAAAUAAACCACGUCGAAUGGUAGUAUUUCAUUCUGAUUUUCAAGGCUAUCAUGGCAUUUUUUUGGAUGGAUUACUUUCAAUUUUAGGAUACGCUGAAGAAACAGACGAGUCUCUAAAAAAUUGCACGGGAAUAGGAAGAGAAGAAAUUCUUACUGACGACUUAAAGUAUCCUUUAGCGUGGAGUGCUUGUAAUAUUCAACAAUAUUCAAAUCAAUUUCGAAAAUUUAACUGCUCUAACUCUAGAAGAAACGAGGCCAUUUUUGAUGAUAAACUAAAAGAAGAAAAGUACAAUAGAAGCCUACUUUUUUACGAAGCUUUUGAACUUAUGAAAUCUGCAGGAUUAAAACUUUUAGAAUAUUUUAUUAGAAACGCUAAUUUAACAGUACCUCACAAUAAAAAUUAA
Messenger RNA from Cotesia glomerata, 1628 nucleotides. RefSeq lists its product as uncharacterized. The transcript is spliced from 11 exons. Lineage: Eukaryota; Metazoa; Arthropoda; Insecta; Hymenoptera; Braconidae. The record is from RefSeq and is a predicted model, not a curated record. Bases 141 to 1628 code for a protein of 495 amino acids.